GAGCCAAGUAAACAAGGGUGAGAAGCUGGCAUGUUUUUGACACCUGUGCCUCAGCCUUGAGUUGAAAGGAACAAAGUACUCAGCCAAAUAUUUCAAACUCUGCUUUCUUCUUGCUGGACUUGUUUCCUACUUCUAAAACCGGGUGGACUGUUUGCCACGAAGAAUUGAUGCUAUGGCAGUGACCAGAUUGCUAGCCAGCCUUCUGAUACUGCAGCUUUCUUACGCGUCAGGAUCUCACGAACGGAUCAUUGGAGGUGUUGAAUGUAAAGAAAAUGAACAUCCUUUCCUUGCACUCUUCUAUGACUCCAUAGGCCCUUUCUGCUCUGGAAUCUUGCUCAACCAUGACUGGGUGCUCAGUGCUGCGCACUGCUACAGUGAGAAACUCUGGUUAAAGCUUGGUGUGCAUAACACAGAUAUGCCAAAUGGGGAUGAGCAGAUAAGAGUCCCGAUGGAGAAAUGGUGUUGUCCCAACAGUAGCAACUGUACCAUAUUCGACCAUGACAUCAUGUUGAUCAGACUGAACAGCUCCAUUGAGUACAACACACACAUCGCACCUCUCAGCCUGCCCUCCAAAUCUUCCACUGUGGGCUCAAGUUGCCGUGUUAUGGGCUGGGGCACAAUCACAUCUCCCGAGGAGACUUAUCCCAAAGUCCCUUAUUGUGUUGACAUUCAAAUAGUCCAUAAUCAGGUGUGUCAAGCAGCUUACCCAUGGUUGGUAGUGAACAACAACAAGUUGUGUGCAGGAGAGCUGGAAGGAGGCAAAGAUUCAUGUCGGGGUGACUCCGGGGGACCCCUCCUCUGUAAUGGAGAAUUCCAGGGCAUUGUAUCUUUGGGGGGCUUCCCUUGUGCCCAACCUCUUGAGCCUGGCGUCUACACCAAGGUCUUCAAUUAUAUUGAUUGGAUCCAGGGCAUUAUUGCAGGAAAUACAAAUGUAAUUUGUCCCCCCCUCAAGUGAAAAUCCUUUGAAAAAAGUUAGGAAAAAAACGUAAUGAAUGAGUAAAUCUCUCUCCUCUGUCCCCAGCCAUAUCUGAAUACAUUGGAACAUAUU
Molecule: messenger RNA, 1048 nt
Organism: Candoia aspera
Lineage: Eukaryota; Metazoa; Chordata; Lepidosauria; Squamata; Candoiidae
Product: snake venom serine protease-like
Exons: 5
Coding region: 173-955 (260 amino acids)
Biological process (GO): proteolysis
Molecular function (GO): serine-type endopeptidase activity
Source: RefSeq, a predicted model, not a curated record